Molecule: messenger RNA, 2682 nt
Organism: Monosiga brevicollis MX1
Lineage: Eukaryota; Choanoflagellata; Craspedida; Salpingoecidae
Exons: 23
Coding region: 1-2595 (864 amino acids)
Biological process (GO): fatty acid metabolic process
Molecular function (GO): oxidoreductase activity, acting on the CH-OH group of donors, NAD or NADP as acceptor; 4-trimethylammoniobutyraldehyde dehydrogenase (NAD+) activity; NAD+ binding
Source: RefSeq, a predicted model, not a curated record
AUGCUGGAGCGGGCGCUUUGUGCACGGCAUGCCCUGGGGCAAGGCCUGAAAGCACAUCUGGACGGCUUUCAGCUGUUGCGGGCUCCAGUCGUCACCUCCUUCAUCAAUGGCCGCUACAUCGAGCCGACCAACGACCCUAGUCGGGACAUGCACUGGAUCGAGCCCGCCACCAAGCAGGCUCAUGUACGGGUCGAAGCGGCAGCCAUGGCUGACCUAGACGAGGCGCUGCAAGGCGCUCAGGCUGCACAGCAGCAGUGGGCGCUCACGUCAGGCAUGGAGCGUGCCCGAGCCUUGAUGGACGUAGCACACUACCUGCGAACCCAUACCACGGCCUGCGAAAGCAUUGAAUGCCUUGACACGGGCCGCCCAUUCCGUGAAAUGGCUUUGGCGGACCUGCCCUCGGUCAUUGAUAGCUUUGAGUAUUUUGCCGGCGUGGCGCAGCGCGUCAGUGGCGAGCACUACGACAUGGGCGGUGGCAGCUUUGCUUACACGCGUCGCGAGCCCCUGGGGAUCUGUGCUGGUAUCGGCGCCUGGAAUUAUCCUAUGCAGGGAGCUGCCUGGAAGGCAGCGCCAGCCAUGGCGACUGGCAACGCUCUGGUUUUCAAGCCAUCCGAGCAUACACCACUCUCAGCUCUGCUGCUUGCUGAGGCCGUCCAGCAAGUGGAGGCCAUCCCAACGGGACUCUUCAACGUGGUCCUGGGUGAUGGAGCCUUGGGAGCCACCUUUGCCACCAACCCAUCUUUUGCCAAGGUCUCUUUCACAGGUUCGCGCGCCACGGGCCUCAAGAUCACCAGUGCCGCUGCCGGGGAUCUCAAACGCGUGACGAUGGAGCUGGGUGGCAAGUCGCCUCUGAUCAUCUGUGCCGACGCCGAUCUUGAGCAAGCCUGUCGCGGCGCCAUAAUGGCAAACUUUUUCUCCAAUGGCCAAGUGUGCUCCAACGGCACCCGCGUAUUUGUGGCACGCGAGGUUUACCAGCCAUUCACUCAGCGUCUUGUCGAGCUGACUGCCCAGCUGCGCGCUGGUGACUCCUUUGACGAACAGGUGGCCGUGACACCGGUCAUUCACAACGACCACGCCGCCCGUGUACGAGAGUUCCUGGAGCGCGCGCGCACACAAGGGGCAACCGUGUUGUAUGGUGGCGAGUAUGCCGACGAAGAGGUCCCUUCACACAUUGAUCGUACUGGGCUGAUCAAACCCCACAUCUUGACCGACUGCUCUGAUGACAUGGAAAUCGUGCGAGAGGAGGUGUUUGGGCCCGUCAUGGCCGUGUUGCCCUUUGAUACCGUGGACGAGGCCGUGCGCCGUGCGAACGAUACGCCUUACGGCCUGUCGGCGGGUGUUUUUACCCAAGACCUCAAGCAAGCGCACCGCGUUAUUGCCGAGCUCAAGGCCGGCACCACUUGGAUCAACGACUACAACCUCGCACCCACGCAACUGCCGUGGGGUGGCUACAAGCAGAGCGGUGUUGGCCGUGAAAACGGCACUGACGCCAUCAACCACUGGACGCAGCUCAAAAGAAUUGGUUCAAGAGAGAGAGCGAAGAGAGAGAGAGAGAGAGAUCUUUUGUUCAGUGGGCACUGCUUUUUAUUUCUCUCUCUCUCUUUCUCUCUCUUUCUCUCUCUCUCGGAGGAUAACGGAAACGACAAGAUGAUGGCUGCCAUGGUUCCCCGUGCGCCCGUGCUGGCAGGCCGUGCGUUGAGCACCGCCACUGCGCGCCAUAACAUCUCGCACGUGACGGUCAUUGGCGGUGGUCUGAUGGGCUCGGGCAUUGCUCAGGUGGCUGCUGGUAGCCAGCACAAGGUCGUGCUCUGUGAUGUGUCGCAGGAUGUGCUUGACAAGACCAUCAACCGCAUUGAGACCAGCCUGGGCCGAGUGGCCAAGAAGAAAUUUGCGGACGAUGCCAACGGCGCCAAGGACUUUAUUGCUGCCACCAUGGACAACUUGAGCACCUCGACAGAUGCCGUCAAGACCAUUGGCGAUGGCACGGAUCUUGUUGUGGAAGCCAUCAAGGAGGAUCUGGAUCUCAAGAAGAAAGUGUUUGCCGAGUAUGAUGCCGUUGCCAAGGACCACACCAUCUUUGCAUCCAACACUUCGUCGUUGUCCAUCGGCAAGAUUGCCGAGGCGACGCAGCGCAAGGACCGCUUUGGUGGUCUGCACUUUUUCAACCCCGUGCCAGUGAUGAAAUUGGUCGAGGUCAUUCGCAUUUCCGAGACGUCGGAUGAAACCUUCCAGGCCCUGAAGUCGUUUGGUGAGGCCGUGGGCAAGCACGUUGUGGUGUGCAAGGACACUCCCGGCUUUAUUGUGAACCGUCUUCUUGUGCCGUACUUGCUCGAGGCGGCUCGCAUGGUGGAGCGUGGUGAUGCCACGAUUGAGGAUGUGGACGCCGCCAUGAAGCUGGGUGCUGGCUACCCCAUGGGCCCUUUCCAGCUGCUGGACUACGUCGGUCUGGACACGACGGCCUUUAUCGCUCAGGGCUGGGCUGAGGACUACCCGGAGGAGCCCCUGUUCAAGCCUGUGAAUGUGAUUGCCGAGAAGGUGAAGGAGGGCAAGCUCGGCAACAAGUCGGGCCAGGGCUUUUAUGACUACUCCAAGUAAAGGCUUGUGCCGGAAUGACAUUGCGCGCUACUCCCAUCGAUUCCCCUCCCGGCAAGGCGCUUGCCCAAUUCCAAAUGUGUUCAAGUG